AUGAGUUCCUACUAUGAAUAUUCAGAGGCAUCAACAAUGCCAAAAGAAGAUAAAUUCGUAGAAGGAAUGUACCUGAAAACCAUUGCCCGCAAAAUCUCUGAAGGAGCUAAAAAACGCGUCAAACCAAACUUAUAUAAGCCCCCACCAGAUCCUCCAGCUUUUAGAAUGGCAUUAGAUUUUGUUUCGUCUUGGCUUGCUGUACGAAAUCUCGAUAUUACUCUUGAUUUAGCAAAUUAUGAAUCAAAUAAAUUAGUUAAAAUCGAUCGUCAUCGCCCAGAUUACGUUGCACGCAACCUAGAUCUCAAAAGACAUAAAGGUGUCAUUAGACAACUUCUCAAACUCAAACAAGAGCAAAAAGCAGAAAAUCCCACAGUAAAAUCACGCGCAAUUCCAUCAAAGAAGGAACGUGAAAAUCCAUUACUUCAAUCCUCUGAUGAUUCUGAAUUUUCUGAAAAUUCGAUUGUUGAAGAAGCCGAAGCAAAGCGUGAAGAAUUCUAUCAGCACAAUCAAAAGCAUCAUCAUUCGAAGCACCAUCAUCAUUCACAAGCUCCUGUUGUAGAACCUCCGAAAGAGCGAGAUAUUUCAGAAGAUGAUACAUUUACACAAAGUUCUGAUGAAGAGCAGCCACAAGUAUGGGACCCACACUACGGACUUGAUAAAGAAAAGCGAAAUGCACUUCAAGAAUCUCUUGCAAGGAAAGCUUCACGAAAAUCUUCAAAGAAACCAUCUUCUUCUCAGAAGAAAGAGUCAGAACCACCACAAUCCUCCUACUCAUACUAUUCCUAUGGAGAUACAUAUUCUUACACCCAAACAGAAAAGAAUUCUCGUCGCCAUGAACCUCGUCGCGAAAAGAGACCUCCAACGUACUCAGAAAACUCAUAUUCGUACGGAGACACAUACACAUACUCCUACAGCAUCCCAGGAUCUUAUUAUUCCACUUACACUUACACAGAAUCGAAUAAUAACCAACCACCUCCAAAAGUUGCUCCGAAACCACAGCCAAGCACUCACUCCAGGUCCAAAUACCAGUCCUUCACAUCCCCACAAGGCUCUGCAGCUCAAACUCCUUCUUAUUCCACAAAAAUUGACACAACAGAUGAAAAGAAACCGAAAUCAAGGGAAAUUCAGCUCCAAAUACAGCCACAGAGGCAGCAACCACCAAGUGGGUAUUCCUAUACUUCAUACUCUUACGCUUACUCUAAUAACAGCACUGCAAUCCGUCAAGCAGCUGAAAAAAGUUGGACUUCAAUUUUGAAAGACAACGAUAGCGUUGUUCGGCUGACCAAAUCUCCUUUUGAAAAUUCGGGCAACAGAGUAAAUGCAGGAUCUGGUGAGCAGCCUAUCUAUGCUUAUCCGCCACCUCCAGAAGCUGUCCAACAGCAACAACCUGUUUAUCAUCCUCCAGUUCAAAGACAAAUCAGAGCUGAACAAGAUUCACCUGAUUUCCUUGCAAACUUCAACAAGAAUGAGGUUGAUAACACUGAUGUUGGAACAACUGAUAUAUUGCGCGCAUACGCAAAUGCUCCAACACCUGGAAAUGCGCCUGAUUCUCCAAAUGAUUUCUUCAGACAAAAGAAAUCUGGAUCAUCAAAGGCAAGUUCAAGUAAAAGAAAGGGAUCUUCAUCAAGGAAAUCAAAAGGUAGUGUUCAAGAAGUAGUUCUUGAUUAA
Molecule: messenger RNA, 1668 nt
Organism: Trichomonas vaginalis G3
Lineage: Eukaryota; Parabasalia; Trichomonadida; Trichomonadidae
Exons: 1
Coding region: 1-1668 (555 amino acids)
Source: RefSeq, a predicted model, not a curated record